This is a messenger RNA of Trichomonas vaginalis G3, 2508 nucleotides long. RefSeq names its product elongation factor-like GTPase 1 family. The transcript has a single exon. Gene Ontology annotation, molecular function: GTPase activity; ribosome binding; GTP binding. Gene Ontology annotation, biological process: cytosolic ribosome assembly. Gene Ontology annotation, cellular component: cytosol; ribonucleoprotein complex. The record is from RefSeq and is a predicted model, not a curated record. Lineage: Eukaryota; Parabasalia; Trichomonadida; Trichomonadidae. Bases 1 to 2508 code for a protein of 835 amino acids.
AUGUUUAAUUUUUCACAUGAAACAGUAGAGAAAGUAAUUUCUCGUCCAGAACAUACAUUAAACUUUUGCAUUCUUGCUCACGUUGAUCAUGGUAAGACAACUCUUUGUGACCAUCUUCUUUCAAGUAAUAGCAUUAUUACAAAAGAACUUGCAGGCGAAGUCCGCUACAUGGACUGCCUUCAAGCAGAGCGUGAAAGAAAUAUCACGAUGAAAACAUCAGCAGUUUCAUUGAUUUACAGAAAAGAAAAUGAAUUAUUUUAUCUAACUGUUGUUGAUUCCCCAGGACAUGUCGACUUCGAAGCUGAAGUAUCCAAUGCGGUUAGAUUAUCAGAUGGUUGUCUAAUUCUUGUUGAUGCUGUUGAAGGAGUUUGUGUCCAGACAGAAUUAGUCCUUAGAUGCGCUUUCAACAACAACCUUAAGCCGAUUCUUGUUAUAAACAAGGUAGAUAGACUAUUUACAGAACUAGAUUUAUCACCUGAAGAUGCCGAAUUACAUUUAGAACAAUUAUUACAAGAAAUCAACGCCGCAACACUACAAGAAGAUCCCCCAUUUGAUCCAUCCAUCGGAAACGUUGUUUUUGUAUCCUGCAUUGGCAAAUGGGGCUUUGCAGUUCCAGAUAUUUCAUCUCAAUUUGCAGAUAAGCUUGGUGUCACACCCGAAAAGGCCGCAGAACUAUUCUGGGGCCUUAAAUACUGGGAUCCGAAGACGAAACAUAUUACAAAACGCAAGCCAACCCCUCAAUCAAAAACAUUUUUCCAACAAAUGCUCUUAACACCUAUCUGGAAAGCCUACCAAGAGAAAUGCGACAUUACACAACUUGCACAGCGUCUAAAUGUGCAAGUAACAGCCAGAGAUACCCCAAUCUCAAUCAUAUCCAAAUGGAUUCCUUUAUCAAACUCUCUUUUAUCGACCAUUGUCAAGUUCCUUCCAACUCCUGCUUCCGCACAACCUAUUACCAUUCCAAAGAUGUGUCCUGGUCUUUUAGAAGAAAAAUACCAAAAAUUUUUCGAUGCCGCAAAACGUGUUGACAAAAACGGCCCGAUGAUUGCAUUUAGUCCAAAGAUUGUACAUGGCGCGAUGCUUCAUUUCCCAUCAGAAUCAUAUCCAUUUGUCAUGUACGUGCGUGUUUACAGCGGAACAAUUCGUCCAAACGAUGUUUUGUAUGUCAGACACGAGAAAGAGCCAAAUGUUAGUAAAGUCACUGUCAAAGGACUUUAUUUAUUCAUGGGCAGCGAUCUCCUUGAAAUCAAGACCGCUCCUGCAGGCUGUGUUGUUGGAAUUGCUUUGGAAGAGCCAAUUCUCAAACAAAGUACAUUUUGCCAUGAAGAAGAUUUCCCUUUGUUUACAACUGUUACUCACAAUGCUCAGCCAAUUGUCAAUGUAUCAAUCGAAGCAAUAAAAAUUGCAGACCAAGCAAGUCUUUUGAAAGGCGCCGAAUUACUCGCGAAAAUUGAUCCGGCCGUAAAAAUUUCUCAUGAAGAAAACGGCCAGUUAAUUUUGCAUUGCAUGGGAGAAGUUCAUUUACAGUUUUGUAUUGAUGAACUCAAACAACACUUAGCUAAAGUAGAGUUCACAACAUCUCUUCCUUUAGUUCCAUGCAAAGAAACAAUCAUUGACAAAACAAAUGAGCCGAAAUCAGUGACAAUGGGAAGAACAACGAUUUAUUCAUCUUCUUUCAAACUCAAACAGGAAAUUGUUGAUUUGUUGUUGUCUAAAAAUAAUUGGGAAACAAAACAAUUACAACAACAACUCAAAGAAUAUCUUCCUGAUUUGUAUGAAAAAGUAAUCGCUUGUUCUGGAUCGAAUUUAUUAGUUGUAAGUGAUGAAUACAAGAAUUUACAUAAUUCUUUGUCAGCAGGUUUUAGAUUGUGUGUUAAUAAUGGUCCUCUUUGCGAAGAACCUUUGUUUGGUGUCUGUUUCAUUGUUGAAAAAAUAGAAAUCAAACAAUUGACAUUGGCUUAUUUGUUGCAGGAUGAUGAUGAUGAAAGUUUCGUGUCUAAUUCACCUCUUCAAUUCGGAGAAUCAAUUGCAUGCGCAAAGGAAAGUUUCAGACAGGCUUUCUUACAAUCUCAACCGAGAAUCAUGGAACCAUUGUAUAGAUGCGAUGUACAAUGUGAUUACUCAGUUGUUGGAAGAGCUUAUGAUAUUUUGUUGCAGCACAGAUGUGAAAUUGUUGAAGAGAAAACAAAAGAAGGAACAAAUUCGUGUUUGAUCACUUGUUAUUUGCCUGUUAUUGAAUCAUUCGGAUUUCCAAAUGAUUUGAGAUCUAAAACAUCAGGAAAGGCACAUCCACAACUCUCUUUCUCACACUACAAGAUGGUUGAAGAUGAUCCAUUCUGGAAACCACAGACAGAAGAAGAAAUUGAAGAAUACGGAAAGGAUGGAAAAGAAAUUAAACCAAAUGUUUCAAAACAAAUCAUCGAAAUAGUAAGAAAGAGAAAGGGAAUUUGGACAGAAAAUAUCGAGCAGAAAGCUGAUAAAAGAGCUACUGUUUCAAGGAACAAAUAA